CGGACGGGCCGGUCAGCUGGGCAAUGUUGACCUGACGCUGCUGAUGGCUCUGCUGUACAACAUCAGCGUCUCCCGGGUGCUAAAACGACAAGGCGCCGAGACGCUGCUACGUCAGCUGCCGCUGCUGGCGGACGCGGAGCUGGCGCCGCAGCUGCACGCCCGGCUGGCCGAGGGCGAGGCGCGCCUGGAGCCGGAGAGACCGGCGCACGAGGAGCCCUGGCAGACGCCCGGUCUGCGCACCGUGCUCCAGUUCGCCUGGGCCAUGACGCUCAGCUCGCUCCGGCCUCUCGACUACGCCUGCAGAGGUUCUGGGAAUGGAGAGCUGGCCAGGAUCAUCGAGAAGGACGAGAUCCUGGCAGACAUGGCCAUCAAGGACGGGGCUUUCCUCCACAUGCGGGAGAAGAUGCUGGCCAAUGAGAUGUUUCACACAGAGGAAUUUUUCGUGCGGCACCUGCACGACCUGAUGUCGGAGCUGAUGGACGCGAUGCCGCUCAAGCUGAAAGAUCUGCGCAACCGCGCCGACGAGGCGGCGCACACCAUCCAGAUGCACCAGCAGGAGGGUCUGGAGCCGCCCGAAAACCUGCCGCGGCAUUUUGAGCAGCUGCUCCGGCUGCUGACGGCUCUGUACGAGCGGGACCCGCUCGGCCUAGGGCUGUCGCGCGGGUACUGGGUCACCGAGGCGGCCAACCACAGACAGCCGUCGCUGCACAAGUUCGUGCGGCUGGCCGGUGACCUGCUGCCGCCGCCGCUGUUCGUGCCGUACGUGGAGCUGCUGGCGGCGCUGGCGUCUAGCCCGGCCACGGCGCCGCACUGCUUCAGCCUGCUGACGGCGGCCGGCACGCCGCCGCCGCUCAAUCUGGCACACUUCUUCAGCUCGCUCCACCAGUACUACAACAGCCUCAUGCGCGAGGCCCCGUCCAUGUCGCGAGUGGAGACCUACGCCAGCGCGACACCCGCCUCCAAAGGCUUGACGGCGCGGCAGCUCAAGGACAUGGUAGCCAUGCUGCGCCUGGUGGCUGUCAUCGCAGGCCGGAUCUGUAAGCUGUGCGGCGUGAUGCAGCAGUCUGGCGUGGCGCACUCGGGCCACUUCACGGCCCACUGA
Molecule: messenger RNA, 1102 nt
Organism: Pollicipes pollicipes
Lineage: Eukaryota; Metazoa; Arthropoda; Thecostraca; Pollicipedomorpha; Pollicipedidae
Product: nuclear pore complex protein Nup205
Exons: 8
Coding region: 44-1102 (352 amino acids)
Biological process (GO): nuclear pore organization
Cellular component (GO): nuclear pore; nuclear pore inner ring
Molecular function (GO): structural constituent of nuclear pore
Source: RefSeq, a predicted model, not a curated record